This is a messenger RNA of Culex quinquefasciatus (southern house mosquito), 396 nucleotides long. RefSeq lists its product as uncharacterized. Lineage: Eukaryota; Metazoa; Arthropoda; Insecta; Diptera; Culicidae. The record is from RefSeq and is a predicted model, not a curated record. Gene Ontology annotation, molecular function: JUN kinase phosphatase activity. Bases 1 to 396 code for a protein of 131 amino acids. Gene Ontology annotation, cellular component: cytoplasm. Gene Ontology annotation, biological process: regulation of MAP kinase activity. The transcript has a single exon.
AUGGACGGCAGCAGGAAGGUGUUUCGGGGGGAAAUCGAACGGGACAUACCCAAGCGACUGGGCUUCAUCAUAGACAACAGUCCCGACCAGGUGCCGGCGUGCAUUCUGAGCCAGUUUCUGUACUUGGGCUCGCAGGAUUGCGUUCGAAGGGAGGUUUUUGAAAAGUACGAGAUUAGUCACGUCUUGAGCGUUGGAAUAGAGACUCCUCCGUUCGAAGGUUGUCCCCAGGUUCGGUGUAAAUUUAUCGAGUGUUUGGACUUGCCGGAGACGGACCUUGCCGUGGUCAUCAAGCAAUCGAGUGAAUUUAUCGAGGGAUGUCGCCGGGACGGGGACGCGUUCUUGUUCACUGUAACGCAGGCGUUUCCCGGUCAACGUCGGUCGUCAUCGGUUAUCUAA